AUGAGUCAGUUUGAUUGGUCAAAAAUUGAACAAGUUCAAACAGCAUAUAAUGAAGCAAUUGCUUAUAAUCGAGUUGUUGGUGUACCUCCUUAUCCGGCAACACAACCGAUUCAUUCAACAGUUGAAUUAAUACGAAUUCCAACAUAUUUAUCAUCAUUACGUCUUAUAACAUAUUUCAGAAAAAUUCCUGAAUUUGAAUUAUUUGAUUCAGAAGAUCGUGUAACAUUGAUUAAACAUAAUUUAUUAGCUGUUGUAUUUAUGCAUAUAGUUUUAAUUUAUGAUCCAAUUGCUGAUACAUAUCAUGAACAUAAUACACAAGAUCCAAUAUUUCAAGGAAAAGAUUGGAUUGAUACAUUAGGCGAAGAAUUUUAUCAUGAUUUAACAGCUACAGCAAAACAAUUAAUUCAAAUGCUUGAAUAUGAUCGUGUUAUAAUUAAAUUACUUCUAAUAAUUAUUUUAUUUACUAAAGCUUUUUGUGGUUAUGAUAUUAUCCAUGAACCAUCAUUAAAUAAUCCAUUGAUUGUACUUAAUGCACAUAAUAUAUAUGUUGAGAUAUUGUAUAAAUAUUGUUUGCAUCAAUAUGGUUUCAAUAGAGCGAUAAAUUUAUUUAAAAAUCUUUUUAAUCCAUUAUUAACUAUACAAGGAUUAUCAAUACAAUUGAAACACUUGGUACAUUCGAAUGUUGAUGCUGCACAAUUAUCUCCAUUAAUGCAAAGUGUAUUACAAUUAUCAGAUACGACUUCAUCUAGUUGA
Molecule: messenger RNA, 753 nt
Organism: Rotaria sordida
Lineage: Eukaryota; Metazoa; Rotifera; Eurotatoria; Philodinida; Philodinidae
Source: the annotation of a GenBank genome assembly